AUGACUUGCAGCUUGAUAGGGAAUAUCUCCAAGCGCUUCAAUGAGGACUCACUCACUAAUCUAAACAUUGCAGCCGCAACAGUGAGGGCCAUGGCGAACAGAUCUAUGACAUUGGAAAUGCUGUUGAAGUUCUUCAAGGAUUUCGAAAAGAUCGGUGAAAUAGCGAGUCAGUCGAGCACUACACAGGAUGUGGUUGAGAACGUGAUCAAACCACAGACCGACAGGCGUGGGGCGUGCUAUGCCGAAUUCUUCCACAGCUUUGAUCCGGAAUAUUAUGUCGUGCAUUGUUGGAAGGCCUUGUUCUCCGACCUGCUUCUGGCUUUGGCUACACAUGCCUCUGGAUUCACCCAGCCAAAGUUGGACCCAAGCCAUGAGCAGUACGUUCGGCGCCCUGAAGCGUUGCAAAGGCGAUACUUUGUGGAUGCAUUCUGCAUUGACCAAGUGCGGACAUUUCCCCAAAAGCAUCCCCGCUGCGAGACCGACAAAUUUGACUUUGUCCUCAAGCAAAUGAGUCGCCAAAAAACGAAGCUGCUGGUCGCCAUGGAUCGGGACCACACACCAAUGGCCAGGACUUGGUGUUUGACAGAAGUGUGCUUUGCAAAGCUCGCCAACGUACCUGUCCUCAUCAGCUUUGGUCCGAUCAGGCCAAUGCCACGAAGACGCAAAGGCAUGUCUUUUGCGAAAGCUGGAGCUUCAUUGGAGAUUGACAUGGACCUUCUUCGAGAGGAGCUCAUGCAGCGCGGGCCAGGAACAGGGGAGAAGUUCGAGAAUGAUGUUGUGGAGCCUUUGGAAAAGCAGGCCAUUCAGACGUACAAAGCAAUCUAUGAGACCAUGCCUGUGGAACAGAAAGAGGACUGUGAUUGGGUCAAGGCACAGGAUGACGCGCGUGAGGACAUGAAAAUGUAUGAUGAACGUGGCAUUGCAGAGGAGAUGCGAGUUGCAGUCGAAGCUGGUAUUGCUGCUCAAGUUGAGGACACCUUCAUGGAACCAAUGCGAAGACGGCUGGCAAUACAGGCUCUGCCCACACUCCUUUGCCCACACAGGCCAUUGAGGACAUGCAGAAGCGCCUCUAUACCACCUCCGUACCUCUUGGGUUCUCGAAAAGGAGAAGGACAUUUGCUUCGGCAAGUCUCACAGAAUGGUCAAAGGUGA
Molecule: messenger RNA, 1152 nt
Organism: Durusdinium trenchii
Lineage: Eukaryota; Dinophyceae; Suessiales; Symbiodiniaceae
Source: the annotation of a GenBank genome assembly